AUGCCUUACAACACCCGACGCAAAUCCCUCUCCUUGCCCUCGCUCGGCAUCCACGUCCCGGUCUCCAAAGACUCAAGAGCCGCCGCUGCCGCAGGCAAAGCCUCAAAAGAACAAAAGGACUCUUCUCACACCAGCUCCCACACACGAUCAAACACAGCAGCAAACAUGGCCUCGCCUACUCCAUCAAAUACAAGCAGCUCGAAAGCGGAGUCUACCUCCUCCAAGAAGCUCAAGCGCACGCACAGCGCUGUCGAGACCGAGGGCCGCGCGCAUCCGUCCGAACCCCAACAGAAGAAGCGUGAGGAGCGCGAGACUGUCAGGUUUCAAAACACACCCCCUCCCUCCCCCGGCGGGGCGCGCCAAUCUGUCGAGUGCGACGAUCCUCCUAGGCCAAUUGACUUUGAGGCUAUCAAUGAUGACAUCGUCGAAGCCGUUAUCGUCCAGCUCCAAAAUACCGGCAACAGGCCGCACUUGGUCAAGGAGCUUGCCGCAGUCUUGAUGCAGCAGUUGAAGAUUGUUCAACAAUCUGCCAACCCAUGUGCCAUUGUUUCGUCUCGCUUGUCUACAUUCCUCAAGAGGACGUGCUGGAACGUCUCGUCUCCGUGCCCAAUUGCCAAGGAGCUCGAGUCUGUUCACCCGCGCCGCACAUAUUUCUAUCUGACCACAUGCCCCCACCAGCCGCUCCCCGACCCGGCUCAGGCGGCUGCGCUAAAUCUUGCCUCGCGCGCUAUCAUCUCGCCUAGCAUCUCAAGCGCCGCAUCAGGGACCGAUGAGUCCGACCUGGACCGACGACGUGAGCUUAGCCCCAGCCCCGAGGUGGAUCUCUCGAGCCCCGAGUUUGACGACAUGGAGGACGACGUCCCCAUGCCCAGCACACCAAUUGGCUCAUUCUCCACACGCUACUGCCUGUCCGGGGCCCACUCCUCGAACAACAGUCAGAACGGCCGCAAUCACCGCGCCGUCUCUCCUCCGCUUGAGAAGGACGAAAAAGAGUUCACACAGACAGCUACUGGCCUCCAAAAACGGAAACUCAACGGUGAACUCUCCGCGUCUUCCCCUGUGAACACCGCUAUGGACAUUGACUAUUGCCCCAAGGAUGACAAUGUGUUGUUCGGUGAGCGGACCUCGUAUCUUACGAGUCCUGCGAUGAAGCCAUCCUCGACCAUGAUGUCCUUGAACUACGGCCGUAAGGAAUUGGGCGGUACGAGUGAGUCCGAGAGCUGGCGCAAGCUCGAUGCGAUGCUCGAGUGGGAUCGCAACCCAGAGAACAUUGAGCUCGAUGAGCUUGAUUGCCUCCUGGAUGAUUUCUAAAUCUCCUUUUUCCCAC
Messenger RNA from Neurospora tetrasperma FGSC 2508, 1327 nucleotides. RefSeq lists its product as uncharacterized. Bases 1 to 1311 code for a protein of 436 amino acids. NCBI's taxonomy places the organism in Eukaryota, Fungi, Ascomycota, Sordariomycetes, Sordariales, Sordariaceae. The transcript has 2 exons. The record is from RefSeq and is a predicted model, not a curated record.